AUGGGUCGACGAGCACGAAACAAGCAGGCACCUCCUACUCCAUUGGACCAGCAACAACAUCCCAAAUCAACCUCCAAACGAAAAGCUGAUGCUCUCGACGACCCCGCACCUGUGAAAUCUGUCAAGAAAGCAAAGCAGCUCGAAUUGAAGAAACCAAAUGGUGCCGCAAAGUCUGGGUCUAAACUAAAGAAACCAGAAAAGAGGUCAGCUACCAAGGGUAAAUCCAAGGCAAAGGAUGCACCGGUUGAGGAUGAUGAUGAGGACUGGGAGGAUAUGGAUGACGAAGAGGAUGAUCUACGGACAUUGACCAAACACCAGUUCGAGGCUAGUGAUGAGGAAGAGGAUGCAUAUAGUGGAAAGCUUAGCGACCUGGAAGGGGAUAGUGAUGAGGAUGAAGACGAUGAACCGUUGAGAAGCGGAAAUGUGCAGGAGCUUCAAUUCUCGGAUAGCGAUGAAGGUGAUGAUGCUCAGGACAGAGAGGAUGGUGAAGGCGAAGAGAGCGACGCCGAUUCCGAUGACUCGGACGGCCCCAUAACGGCAAAGAAUAUGGAGGCUCGUUCACGACGGCUCGAAAAAAGAGCUGCAGAGGACGCAGAACUUGAGCGAGCAGAGGCUAACUACGCAGAACCAACUGAAGCAUUCUUCAAACUUCCAACAACAGAGGAACGUGAGAAGGAAAAGGCAGCAGGAGGUCCAGAUGUACAAGAAGUGCAAAUGCGAAUGGCCGAGUGCGUCAAGGUCCUCAACGACUUCAAGAAUUUGGCUGCGGAAGGACGGUCGCGCUCCGAAUACACUGAACAAUUAAUUUCAGACAUUGCAAGCUACUACGGUUACAAUGAAUUCUUGGCGGAGAAGCUGUUUGAACUGUUUUCGGUAUCAGAGGCCAUCGAAUUCUUCGAGGCUAACGAAGUACCCAGGCCGGUAACCAUCCGUACCAAUACAUUGCGUGCCCGUAGAAGAGAUCUAGCGCAGGCACUAAUCAACCGAGGAGUGAACCUAGAACCUAUCGGCAAAUGGACGAACGUAGGACUACAGGUUUUCGAAAGCAGCGUACCUAUUGGUGCGACGCCUGAGUAUCUUGCCGGGCAUUAUAUGCUCCAAGCCGCAUCAUCGUUCCUUCCUGUUAUCGCCCUUGCGCCACAACCGAAUGAGCGAGUUCUAGAUAUGGCUUCGGCCCCAGGCGGAAAAACAACACAUAUGGCCGCGCUGAUGCAAAAUACGGGGCUUAUCUUUGCCAACGACGCCAACAAGGCACGAACCAAGAGUUUAUCCGCCAAUGUUCAUCGGUUGGGGUGCAAGAAUGUGGUUGUUUGCUCGUACGACGGUCGUGAAUUCCCCAAGGUUCUAGGAGGGUUCGAUCGUGUUCUGUUGGACGCACCAUGCAGUGGGACAGGUGUGAUCAGCAAGGACGCGAGCGUGAAAACUAACAAGACUGAGCGAGAUUUCACACUCUUAUCACAUCUUCAAAAGCAAUUGAUCCUCUGUGCGAUUGACAGCGUUGACGCAUCAUCUAAAACUGGCGGCUACAUUGUAUACUCGACAUGCUCUGUCACCGUUGACGAGAAUGAAUCCGUCGUAGAUUAUGCCCUCCGCAAGCGACCGAAUGUCAAACUCGUCGACACUGGACUCGAAUUUGGUGUACCUGGAUUUACAAAAUUCCGUGGUAAGAAGUUUGACGAGAAACUAUCGUUAACACGUCGGUUUUAUCCCCAUGUACACAAUAUGGAUGGGUUCUAUGUCGCCAAGAUCAAAAUAGAAAAGAGACAGAAGAAAGGAGAGGAUAAGGAAGAGGAAAAUGAUAUGGAGGGCGUCGUGCUGACUGAGGAUGGGUUGACGAAAGAUGUGGACGCUGGGCCUGCAUUUGACGACGCUGAAGAUGCUGCGUAUAUUGCAGAGUCCAAGAGGAGGCAUAUCAAAAAGCUCGGUUACCGUGUCAAACCUCGAAAUCAAGCGGAAGUGGCCUCGACUAGCUAA
Messenger RNA from Rhizoctonia solani, 1974 nucleotides. Its product is annotated as 25S rRNA (cytosine-C(5))-methyltransferase nop2. Lineage: Eukaryota; Fungi; Basidiomycota; Agaricomycetes; Cantharellales; Ceratobasidiaceae. The coding region runs from base 1 to 1974 and encodes 657 amino acids. Gene Ontology annotation, biological process: maturation of LSU-rRNA; rRNA base methylation. Gene Ontology annotation, molecular function: RNA binding; rRNA (cytosine-C5-)-methyltransferase activity. The record is from RefSeq and is a predicted model, not a curated record. The transcript has 9 exons. Gene Ontology annotation, cellular component: nucleolus.